AUGGAGAUCACUUCGCCCGCCGUGCCGAGCCCAGGAGCUUCCGCUAACGGCGUUACGUCCCCGUCCUUUCCCACCAUCGAACCGGAGCGCGUUGUCGAGCAUCUCGCCUCCGUCUGCGAGAUCGCACUCGGUGCUACACGAGAGGAGCUCGAACAGCUUGGAAGCUUGCUCCACAAAGCUCGAUACAGCGAGACUGUCUCUCGCUGCACACGUUUUGCGAACGAUACCCAGAAUGUGCUUUACAUCCAGAAGGAUUUCGCAAGCUCAUCUGCGGUAGAGCCCGGGGCCGACCCCUCUGGUACAUUGGAUUCUAUUAUGGUCAAGGUUGCCCUUGCUGAUGUGAAAUUAGCGCCGACGUCUUACAACUACACGCUGUCCACCGAGAUCUCCUCGUCUCCAACGACCGUUGCUUCGCUUGUUCUUAUUAAAACGCCUCAGCCCAUAGAUCCGACCCGACCUCUCACAUCCCAAAUAUUCAUUACUAAUCUGCCUGGUCCUGCAUCACUGAACGCUGGAGUUGGAGAACAGGGCUCGGUACUCUCCCCUUGGGAGGUUCUUCAUUCUCAAGUUCAUCAUGCCUUGGUACCGUAUUUUGAUGCCAACACCAAGAGCCAGCAGCUGGCCAACGGGUCGCGAGGAAGGGCCGACGUGGAUGCCAAAACGGGAAUUCCUGUGACCAAGAAGCGACUCAACGACUUGGAACUAAGCUUGCUGCACCUCCAGCAGAAUGUCGACAUUCCCGAGAUCUCACUCACGUUCCAUUCGAUUGUUCAGAACGUCCUCGAUGAAGCUGAAGCCAACAACAACCGACCUUCCAUCGAUGGGAUCCCUCAGAACCUUCUUCAGGACAGCACGUUCCUCAACCGAUUGCAGGCCAAUGUCAAUACUUGGAUCAAGUCGAUUCAGGGAAUCACCAAGUUGACUAGAGACCCUUCUUCGAAUGCCAACCAGGAGUUCAGUACUGCGAGCCAGGAAGUCAAUUUCUGGCUGUCCAUGGAGUCAGCUCUAGAGGGAAUCGAGGGCCAGCUUCGCAGCGAAGGUGUUCUCUUGACACUGGACAUCCUUAAGCAUGCCAAGCGCUUCCAGGCUACCGUCAGUUUCACAGCCGAUACCGGUCUGAAGGAGGCUAUGGAUAAAGUGCAGAAGUACAACCAGCUUAUGCGAGACUUUCCCCUUGAUGAGUUGCUGUCCGCCACCUCGCUGUCUAAGGUUGAGGAGGCCAUUCAUCAGAUCUUUGGACAUUUGAACAAGAAGCUGAGAAUCUGCCCAUACCCUAUUCGUAGGGCUCUUCCCCUUGUCGAGGCCAUCUCUGCAGACCUCGACGAUGUGCUUCACAGGCUGUUGCCAGGUACCGAAUUGGUCAACCUUGAUUACCAGCAGUUCAAGAACAUCAUGGACACUUGUGAAGAGAUUUUCAAAACUUGGGAAGAGAAUGUCAAAGAAUUCACUAAUGUAGCUCGUGAGGUGACACGUCGAAGAAACGAGAAGUUCAUCCCUAUCAAGAUCGUCAAGAAGCAUUCUGAGCUCGAGGCAAGAAUCAAUUAUGUCGGCACUUUCCGUGACAACCACGAGCAGCUUCAACGCACUAUUGUGACCGUUCUAGGACCCCAAGCCAUUAUUCCAGGCGUGGCUGAGACAACUGGAUCUGAUGGUGUUAUUGUGGAGGAGAUGGGCGAUGUUGAUGCUGUAGAGGAAGUCAAGCAGGCUUGGGAGGCUCUUCAGAAUGUUGACUUGCUGGACGUCACGGAUCAGGGCAGGGAGCGAUGGGUACGAGCCGAGAACCUUUACAACGAACGUACGACCCGAGUAGAGAACUCGAUCAUCUCCAGGCUCCGAGACCGACUCGCCACUGCUAAGACUGCAAACGAAAUGUUCAGAGUUUUCUCCAAGUUCAACGCCCUCUUCGUUCGCCCCAAGAUUCGUGGUGCCAUCCAAGAAUAUCAGAAUCAGUUGAUGGAUCACGUCAAGCAGGCGAUCAACGGCCUGCACGAGCGCUUCAAGCAACAGUAUGGCCAUUCAGAGACACAUGCUAUGGCCCAAUUGCGAGAUCUUCCCCCUGUGUCUGGUGCUAUCAUUUGGGCACGCCAGAUCGAGUGCCAACUGGACAGGUACAUGGACAAAGUAGAGGCUGUGCUCGGCGAUAAGUGGACAUUGCAUGCUGAAGGUCAUAAGCUGCAUGAGGAGAGUGAGCUAUUCAAGCAGAAGCUUGACACUACUCGAAUUUAUGAAGCCUGGCUCAACGAUGUCGGACGACGCAAAAUCUCUAUUUCUGGACACCUUUUUGAGAUCGUCAGUGUGAGGUCUGCAGGUGGUAUUCUUGAACUCAACGUCAACUUCGAUCCCCAAGUCAUCACCCUGUUCAAGGAAACUCGCAACCUGACCUGGCAAUCUUAUUCGGUACCACAUGCUGUCACGACUGUGUCCAAAGAUGCGAAACGUGUAUAUCCCUAUGCUGUCAGCUUGAUGGAGAGCGUGAGAACUCUUUCCCAGACUCUUCGUCAAAUUUCUGGCAUGGGAGAGGAGUCGGUUCUUCUUAACGGAUACCGAAAUGACGUGUACAGGCUGAUUGGUGAAGGCGUGCCACUUCGAUGGGAAUCCUUCAUCAAUUCACAUGAGUUGUUCUACUCCGACAACAGACAAACCCGCCCGUUGUUGCCUGCUGGAAGUGAUUUUGGCCUGGCCAAAAACACCGAGAGUAAGCAUGGCAUGUUCGUUCGCGGCUUCGCAGCAGCUGUUUCCGUGCUCCAACAGAAGGCCGUCUCUUUGAGCUUCACCCAUGCCACUGUUGAACAAGCCUUGAAGGAACUCAAUACCUGCCCUUAUGAAGAGGCUGCUUUCCACAGUCGACUGGAUACGAUUCAAUCAGCUGUUGAUCAGCUGAACCUUGAGCAAUACGUCAACUUGGACUUUUGGGUGCGGGAGCUGAACGCCAAGAUUCAAUCUAUCCUUCUCACACGCCUGCAGAGUGCAGUCCAUUCGUGGAUUACAGCAUUCGAGGACGACACCCCUGAGGAAGAGUGGCGCAGGAGGACCAACAACGAAGAGAACAAGCCAGAAAGCCCGACCAUGAAGCGCCUCGUGCUCGAAGUGGUUAUGCGCAACCAGGUUAUCUACCUUGACCCGCCCCUAGAGUUCGCCCGUGCGAGCUGGUUCCUGCAUCUUCAUGAGUGGCUUGGAAUUGUUUGCAAUCUCCGCAAGAUCAAGGCCUCCCGAUACCAGAUGACCCUCACCACUACCGCCAACGACGAGCUGCGCUUUACCGACCUGCCUACUGAGUGCGCCGGAUUGUUGCAGCGUGUUUACAUUUCCGUUGAAAAGAAGCUCCAGGAAAUUAGCGCCUAUGUUGACAAGUGGUUACAGUUCCAAUCUCUCUGGGAUCUUCAGUCUGAACAAGUCUAUGAUGCUCUCGGAGAACCACUCCCACGAUGGUUGCAGCUCCUGCAGGAUCUCCGCAAGAACCGAUCCACGUUCGACACACAGGAGGUCAGCCGCGAAUUUGGUCACCUCACCAUCGACUAUGAUCAAGUUCAGACCAAGGUCAACGCAAAGUACGACCAGUGGCAGCAUGAGAUUCUGAUCAAGUUUGCCAGUCGUCUUGGCAACCGUAUGCGCGAUAUCAACGCAGAGAUCGAGAAAGCGCGCAAACACCUUGAGAGCCAAAGCUCUGACGCUUCAUCAACUGCACAGGCUGUGCAGUUUAUCACUGUUGUCCAGAGCUGCAAACGCAACGUCAAGACGUGGGCCCCUGAAAUCGACAUGUUUAGACAAGGGCAGUCAAUGCUCGUCAGACAACGCUAUCAGUUCCCCAACGACUGGUUGCACAUUGAGCAGAUUGACAGCCAGUGGGAGGCCUUGAAGGAAAUUCUUGAAAAGAAAUCGAGAAUUGUCCAAGAACAAAGUGACGCGCUCCGGGCUAAGAUUAGUGCAGAGGACAAGCUGGUCAACGAGCGGAUUGCCGAGAUCGCAGCCCAAUGGAACGAGGAGAAGCCGGUGUCGGGAACCAUUCAGCCUGACGUGGCGUCGGCUACCUUGUCUUCUUUCGAAGCUCGCAUCUCCAAACUGCAGGACGAUGCGCAGAUGGUCGUCAAGGCUAAGGAAGCAUUAGAUAUUCCCGCCAGCCUUGAUACCUCUCUCGAGUCGACUCUUGAGGAAGUCAGAGACUUCCAAUCUGUUUGGUCAAAUCUAUCCACUAUCUGGGCGAGCCUCAAUGAGACGCGUGACAUUCUUUGGACUGCGGUUCAGCCACGCAAGAUCCGUUCCAAGGUCGACGACCUCAUCAAGAGUACAAAGGAUAUGCCUAGUAGAAUGCGCCAGUACGCUGCUUUUGAGCAUGUUCAAGGUAUCUUGCGUGGUUUCCUGAAAGUCAACCCUAUUCUUUCCGACCUCAAGUCUGAUGCCAUUCGCGAGCGUCACUGGGUCAAGAUAUACAAACAAAUCAAGCCCCAAAAGCGAUUCUCGCCCAGCUCUAUGACUCUUGGCGAUGUCUGGGACCUCAACCUUGUUGCUACCGAAGUCAUCGUCAAGGACAUCAUUACACAGGCGCAAGGAGAGAUGGCUUUAGAGGAGUUCCUGAAGCAAGUCCGUGAGACCUGGCAGAACUAUGCGCUUGAGAUGGUAAACUAUCAAAAUAAGAUCCGUCUUAUCCGUGGCUGGGACGACCUCUUUGCAAAGUGUAGUGAGAAUCUGAACUCACUUCAGGCUAUGAAGCACUCUCCCUACUACAAAGAGUUUGAGGAAGAAGCUGUGGCUUGGGAAGACAAGCUCAACCGAGUACAUGUGCUCUUCGACGUGUGGAUUGAUGUCCAACGUCAAUGGGUUUACCUUGAGGGCGUCUUCACUGGCAACGCCGAUAUCAAGCAUCUUCUUCCCAUUGAAUCAGGACGUUUCCAGAACAUCAACAGUGAAUUUCUUGCUGUGAUGAAGAAGGCCAACAAAUCUCCAUACGUGUUGGAGGUUCUGAACAUUCCCAAUGUGCAAAAGUCGUUAGAGCGACUCGCUGAAAUGCUUAACAAGAUCCAGAAGGCUCUAGGUGAAUACCUGGAGAAGGAGCGUGUUUCGUUUCCUCGAUUCUACUUUGUUGGUGACGAAGAUCUUCUCGAGAUGAUUGGUAACAGCAACGAUACAUUGCGCAUUGCCAAGCACUUCAAAAAGAUGUUUGCAGGUCUCUCAGGUCUUGUCAUGGACGACGAGACUGUCAUCUCAGGUUUCACUUCCAAAGAGGGCGAAGUUGUCCGAUUGAAGAAGGAGAUCUCCUUGGCGAAAACUCCCAAGAUCAACGACUGGCUGGCUCUCCUAGAGGGCGGUAUGAAGUCGACGCUCGCUGAGCUCCUUGCUGAGGCUGUUGAUCAGUACACUCCUAUCUUUGAAUCGGAAAAGAUUGAUCGUGAGGCUCUGAACGCAUUUAUGGAUGCCUAUCCCAGCCAGAUCGUUGUUCUUGCCACCCAAGUAGCUUGGACUACAGCCGUCAACCAAUCUCUCACUGAUGGCGGCAGCACACUGAAACUUCUGUUCGAGCGUGAGGUAGAGGUUCUUCGAGUGCUUGCCGACACAGUCCUUGGAGAACUUGAAGUGAUUCUGAGAAAGAAAUGCGAACAGCUUAUUACUGAAUGCGUCCACCAGCGAGACACCAUCGAGAAGCUUAUUAAUGCCAACGCCAAUUCUACAGGUCAUUACCUUUGGCAGCUACAGAUGAGAUACGUUUACAACCCCGAGGGCGAGUUUCUGGACCGACUCUACAUCAAGAUGGCCAAUGCCAAGCUCAACUACGGUUUUGAGUAUCUGGGAGUUCCUGAGCGUCUUGUUCGCACACCUCUUACCGAUCGAUGUUUCCUCACUCUUACCCAAGCUCUGUGCCAACGUCUUGGUGGUUCACCUUAUGGACCCGCUGGUACAGGUAAAACAGAAUCAGUCAAGGCUCUUGGUGUACAGCUCGGUCGAUUCACCCUGGUCUUUUGCUGUGACGAUACUUUUGAUUUCCAGGCAAUGGGCCGCAUUUUCUUGGGUAUUUGUCAAGUUGGUGCUUGGGGCUGUUUCGACGAGUUCAACCGUUUGGAAGAACGAAUCCUUUCCGCCGUAUCGCAGCAGAUUCAAAACAUCCAGCUGGGCCUAAAGCAAGGUGCUGAAGACGACCAGUCACAGAUCGAACUGGUGGGCCGUCAACUCCACGUCAACGAAAACACCGGUAUCUUUAUCACUAUGAACCCUGGUUAUGCUGGUCGUUCCAACUUGCCUGACAACCUGAAGAAGCUCUUCCGCAGCGUGGCCAUGUCGAAGCCCGACAAGGAACUUAUCGCUGAAGUGAUGCUUUACUCUCAAGGUUUCAACCAAGCCAAGCAACUAUCCAAGCAUACUGUGCCUUUCUUCGACCAGUGUUCUGGCAAGUUGUCAAAGCAAGCUCAUUACGAUUUCGGUCUGCGUGCUCUCAAAAGUGUGCUGGUUAGCUCUGGUGGCUUGAAACGUGCUCGUCUGGGUGAGGGAACCCUAGGUGCCGAAGAGGUUGUUGAACCUGAAAUCAUUGUGCAAAGCAUUCGAGAAACGAUUGCGCCUAAACUCAUCAAAUCCGAUGUCGAUGUCAUGAUGACUAUUGAGACCGACUGCUUCCCCGGUGUGCAAUACGUCCCCGCCAACCUGGUGGCCCUGGAAGAUGCAAUUCGAACCCUGGCUGCUGAACGUCACCUUGUGGUAAACGAGCUUUGGAUGACCAAGGUUCUCCAACUGUAUCAGAUUCAGAAAAUCCAUCACGGUGUUAUGAUGGUCGGUAACUCUGGUUCUGGUAAAUCCGCAGCUUGGAGACUUUUGCUCGAUGCGCUCCAGAAGGUUGAGGGAGUCGAGGGAGUUUCGCACAUAAUCGACUCCAAGGUCAUGUCAAAGGAGGCCUUGUACGGAAAUCUCGACUCAACCACUCGCGAAUGGACAGACGGUUUGUUCACUAGCAUUCUGCGAAAGAUCGUCGACAACCUUCGUGGCGAGGACUCCAAACGACAUUGGAUCGUCUUCGAUGGUGACGUUGAUCCCGAAUGGGUUGAAAACUUGAACAGUGUCCUUGAUGACAACAAACUGCUCACGCUUCCCAACGGUGAGCGUCUUAACCUCCCAUCUAACGUGCGAAUCAUGUUUGAAGUCGAGACGCUCAAGUAUGCAACCCUGGCUACCGUCAGUCGUUGUGGUAUGGUCUGGUUCAGCGAGGACACGGUAUCGCCCAACAUGUUGGUCGAAAACUAUUUGUCCACCCUUAGCAGCGUCCCCUUCGAGGACUUGGAUGAAGACAAUGUUGCCACUGGUCAGAACCCUGCCAAAACAUUGGCUGUGCAGGGCGAAUUUGCGGCAUUGCUUCGUAUCUAUCUGUCUGAAGAAGAUUUCAUUAUUCAAGCUCUCAAGCAGGCCGAGGCCUAUAACCACAUCAUGGAGUUUACAGUUGCUCGUGUCCUCACGACUCUUUUCUCGCUGCUCAAUAAGGCAGUUCGGGAUGCCAUCGAUUAUAACGUACAGCAUUCCGAUUUCCCUCUAGAGUCUGAACAAAUCGAAUCAUUCAUCUCGAAGAAGCUUCUGUUAGCACUCGUAUGGGCACUCACUGGCGAUUGUCCUCUCAAUGACCGAAAGGCAUUCGGCGAUGAGCUCUGUGCAUUAGCCAACUUUGGCUCCCCUCCCAUCGACGGCACAAGCUCACUUAUUGAUUUUGACGUGACCCUACCCAAGUGCGAGUGGGCUCCAUGGCAGAACCAGGUGCCUACAAUAGAGGUCAAUACGCACUCCAUCCUUCAGACUGAUGUUGUCAUUCCUACUCUGGACACUGUCCGCCAUGAAGACGUCCUUUACUCUUGGCUCGCCGAACAUAAGCCCUUGCUGCUCUGUGGUCCCCCUGGUUCAGGUAAAACAAUGACUCUGUUCAGCGCUCUUCGCAAGCUGCCGAAUAUGGAGGUUGUUGGUCUGAACUUCUCAAGCGCAACAACCCCCGAUCUCCUCAUCAAGACUUUUGAGCAGUACUGCGAGUACAAGAAGACACUGAAUGGCGUUAUGCUCUCCCCCAGUCAAAUCGGUAGAUGGCUUGUUGUCUUCUGCGAUGAAAUCAACUUGCCUGCACCAGACAAGUACGGUACCCAGCGAGCUAUCUCUUUCCUGCGCCAGAUGGUUGAGCACAAUGGCUUCUGGCGAACAUCCGACAAGUCUUGGGUCACUCUAGAUCGCAUUCAGUUCGUGGGUGCUUGCAAUCCUCCAACUGACGCUGGACGUACGCCUAUGGGUGCCAGAUUCCUUCGACAUGCACCGCUCAUCAUGGUUGAUUAUCCUGGUGAGCUAUCUCUCAACCAGAUUUAUGGCACGUUCAACUCUGCAGUUCUCAAAAUCAUCCCUUCACUUCGAGGAUACUCUGAAGCCCUUACCCACGCCAUGGUUCGUUUCUACCUUGAGUCUCAACAGAGAUUCACGCCAAAGAUUCAGCCCCACUACGUAUACAGUCCUCGUGAGCUGACACGAUGGGUUCGUGGUGUUUACGAGGCUAUUCGACCUCUGGAGAGUUUGUCUAUCGAAGGCCUGAUCCGAAUCUGGGCCCAUGAAGCUCUCCGUCUAUUCCAAGAUCGGUUGGUUGCUGAGGAAGAGAGGCAAUGGACUGACGAGGGCGUGCGUCGCAUUGCACUCGAAUAUUUCCCCAACAUCGACGAGGAGAAGGCUCUCGGAGGCCCUAUCCUCUUCUCCAACUGGCUGUCUAAGAACUACGUUCCUGUGGACCGCGAGCAAUUGAGAGACUUCGUCAAAGCAAGACUGAAGACUUUCUGUGAAGAAGAAGUCGACGUGCCUCUGAUUCUAUUUAAUGAUGUCUUAGAGCAUGUGCUACGUAUCGAUCGUGUCUUCAGACAGCCCCAAGGCCAUCUAAUCUUGAUUGGUGUUAGUGGUAGUGGCAAGACUACCCUGUCUCGUUUCGUGGCCUGGAUGAACGGUCUCAAGGUUUUCCAGAUCAAGGUGCAUGGCAAGUACUCGGCCGAGGACUUUGACGACGAUCUGCGGGAUGUUCUUCGACGAUGUGGCUGCAAGGGCGAGAAAAUCUGCUUUAUCAUGGACGAGUCAAACGUGCUGGACUCUGGCUUCUUGGAGAGAAUGAACACCUUGCUCGCCAACGCCGAAGUUCCAGGUCUUUUUGAGGGUGACGAAUAUGCUGCCCUCAUGACUGCUUGUAAGGAGGGUGCUCAGCGACAAAACCUGCAUCUAGACUCCCCCGAAGAGUUGUACAAGUGGUUCACCCAACAGAUUGUCAAGAAUCUGCACGUCGUCUUUACCAUGAACCCACCUGAGGAUGGUCUCUCUUCCAAGGCUGCUACUAGUCCCGCCUUGUUCAAUCGUUGUGUUCUUAACUGGUUUGGCGAUUGGUCUGACCAAGCCCUGUUCCAGGUUGGCCAUGAGCUCACUCAUUCCAUCGAUCUGGACCGAAGUAACUUUGAGUGUCCUGAUACUGUCCCUGUGGCCUAUCGUGGCCUGCAACUUCCUCCUUCUCACCGCGAGACGGUUGUCAAUUCGAUGGUGUACAUCCACUACUCUCUCCAACGAUACAACGAAAAGCUCUUGAAGCAGCAGGGCAAAGUUACUUUCUUGACCCCCCGUCACUUCUUGGACUUCAUCACUCAAUACGUAAAACUCUACACUGAGAAGCGAGAGGAUCUCGAAGAGCAGCAGCGACAUCUGAACGUGGGUCUAGAGAAGCUUAGAGACACCGUCGACAAGGUCCGAGAUCUUCGAGUCAGCCUGGCGGAGAAGAAAACACAGCUGGAGCAGAAGGAUGCAGAGGCCAACGAGAAGCUUCAGCGAAUGGUGGCUGAUCAGCGCGAAGCAGAGCAGAGGAAGAGUACCGCUUUGGAAAUUCAGGCUCAUUUGGACAAGCAGGAAGUUGAGGUUGCUUCAAGAAAGAAGGUUGUGCUAGAGGACCUUGCCAAGGCAGAGCCUGCCGUUGAUGAAGCAAAGGCCAGUGUCAGCAACAUCAAGCGUCAGCAAUUGACCGAAGUCAGGUCCAUGGGUAACCCUCCUCAAGGCGUGAAGCUUGCUAUGGAUGCUGUGUGUACCUUGCUUGGUCACAGAAUCAAUGACUGGAAAGCUGUGCAAGGUAUUGUUCGAAAGGACGAUUUCAUUGCCAGUAUCCUCAGUUUCAACAACGAGGAAAAGAUGACCAAGGCUCUGAGGAACAAGAUGCGCAGCGAUUACUUAUCUAACCCCGAGUUCACGUUCGAGAAGGUGAACCGUGCCUCCAAGGCUUGCGGUCCUCUUGUCCAAUGGGUCAGCGCUCAGGUCAACUACUUUGAUAUCCUCGACCGUGUCGGUCCACUCAAGCUCGAGGUAGAGCAGCUAGAAGAACAAGCCCUCCAAACAAAGGCCGACGCCCAGGCUACACAAGACGAAAUUGCAGGACUGGAGUCCAGCAUCAACAAAUACAAGACCGAAUAUGCUGCACUCAUCAGUGAGACACAAUCCAUCAAGGCUGAGAUGUCAAAGGUCCAGUUCAAGGUCGACCGCAGUGUCCGACUUCUUGACAGUCUAUCAUCAGAACGAGUUCGCUGGGAAGAGGGUAGCAAGUCUUUCGAGAUUCAGAUCAGCACUCUCGUAGGAGACGUUCUUGUUGCCGCUGCUUUCCUGGCCUAUAGCGGUCUCUAUGACCAGACUUUCCGCAAGUCCAUGAUGGAUGACUGGUUCCAUCAGCUUCACCUCUCUGGCAUACACUACAAGUCACCAAACCCUGUCACCGAAUACCUUUCCACUGCAGAUGAGCGCCUGGGCUGGCAGGAGAAUACUCUUCCCGUGGAUGACCUGUGCACCGAGAAUGCUAUUAUCCUCAAGCGUUUCAACCGUUACCCUCUCAUCAUCGACCCCUCAGGGCGGGUUACGGAAUUCUUGCAGAGAGAGUGUAAAGAUCGCCGCCUAACAGUGACAAGUUUCUUGGAUGACACCUUUACCAAGCAACUUGAAAGCGCUCUUCGUUUUGGAAACCCUAUCCUUAUUCAGGACGCUGAGCACUUGGAUCCUAUUCUCAACCAUGUUCUCAACAAGGAAUAUCAGAGGACUGGUGGUCGUGUUCUUAUUCAACUUGGCAAGCAGGAGAUUGAUUUCUCACCCGCGUUCAAGAUCUACCUCUCAACUCGCGAUCCUUCGGCUACUUUCGCCCCCGAUAUUUGCAGUCGAACCACCUUUGUGAACUUUACUGUUACUCAGAGCAGUCUUCAGACACAAUCCCUCAACGACGUCCUCAAGUCUGAGCGUCCCGAUGUCGAUGAGCGACGCUCCAACCUUAUCAAAUUACAGGGAGAGUUCAAGGUUCAUCUACGACAACUGGAGAAAAGAUUGCUGCAGGCCCUCAACGAAUCUCGUGGUAACAUUCUUGACGACGACAACGUCAUUGAGACACUUGAGACCCUCAAGACUGAGGCCGCCGAAAUCUCAGGCAAGAUGAGCAACACUGAAGGUGUCAUGGCCGAGGUUGAGGAGAUUACGCAACAGUACAGCAUUAUUGCUCGAUCCUGCAGUGCUGUCUUCGCUGUUCUGGAACAAUUGCACUACCUUAACCACUUUUAUCAGUUUUCGCUCCAGUACUUCCUUGAUAUCUUCCAGUCAGUUUUACACGGCAACAAGAACUUGGCCGGCCAAACCGACCACAACAUUCGACGCGAUGUCAUCGUCAAGGAUCUCUUUGUCAACACGUUCAAGCGGACAGCUCUGGGUCUACUUCAAAGAGACCGGGUCACCCUUGGAAUGUUGCUCGCGCAGGCCUCGCCCUACAAGAUGGACAAGACAUUGAUCGAUGUCAUCCUCGAUAACCGUAUUGAAGGCAAGGACCUUUCUUCCAACCCUGAUGAUAGAGAUAAUGCUUUCGCACAAGCCAAGAAGAUCAGCGUUCUCAAAGAAAAGAUCGAUGCUAUCCCUGUCGAGGAUUGGGACAAGUUCUUCACAGAAGAACUGGCUGAGAAUUUUGUGCCACUGAUAUGGGAUGACAACACUGACGCUAAUGAUCAAGCCCUACUGUCUCUCCUGCUUGUCAAGCUUUUCAGGAUGGACCGAUUCGUUCCUGUGGCAGAGCGUUUAGUCAACCAAGUCUUUGGCUCAGGCAUCUUUGAUGUUGUCGAGGACCUGAAGGAGACAGUCACCCAAGUGUCUGCGACUCUCCCUAUCUCUAUGGUGUCGAGCCCUGGCUUCGAUGCCAGCUACAAGGUUGAUAACUUGGUCGAGAGAAUGCGCGUCAAGUGUACCAACAUUGCAAUGGGUUCCAACGAAGGUCUUGCAAGUGCCGACAAGGCAAUUAGCAAUGCUGCGCAAACAGGCUCGUGGGUCUUGGUCAAGAACGUUCAUCUGGCACCUACAUGGCUGCAGAGCUUAGAGAAGCGCAUGGAAUCACUUAACCCUCACUCAGACUUCCGACUUUUCUUGUCUAUGGAGUCGAGUCCCAAGAUUCCAGUCAACCUACUCCGAGCAUCUCGUGUACUGAUGUACGAACAACCUGCAGGUGUCAGAGCCAACAUGAAGGACUCGAUGUCUUCGUUGUCUACACGAGCGACGAAGAGUCCUGUCGAAAGGACGCGGUUGUAUUUGCUCUUAUCAUUCUUGCAUGCUGUUGUACAGGAGAGAUUACGAUAUGCACCCAAUUUGGGUUGGAAGGGAUUCUGGGAGUUCAAUGACAGUGACUACGAAUGCUCUGCCUUCAUUGUUGAUACUUGGGUGGAUGAUGUGGCUGGCAACAGAACCAAUAUUGCUCCCCAGAAUAUUCCCUGGGAAAUGCUCCGCUACAUGGUAACUGAAACUUACGGUGGCAAGAUUGACGAUGAAGGGGACUUCAAACUUCUCUCUCAGCUUGUCACAUCUUUCUUGACUCCUUCUGCCUAUGAAGUUGACCACAAGCUCGUCGACGGACCUGACGGUGGCCUUACUGUGCCGUCCGGCACCAGUCUUCAGGACUUCAACGCUUGGAUUCACCGUCUCCCUGAGCGCGAGCCGCCCACAUAUCUUGGGCUUCCCGCAAAUGCUGAGAAACUCCUGCUUGGUGGUCUUGGCCGAAGCCUGGUGGGCAAUCUGCGCAAGGUUACUGAAUUGCUUGAUGAAGGCGAGCAGUUAGUGACAGAAGUGUAA
This is a messenger RNA of Fusarium coffeatum, 13092 nucleotides long. RefSeq lists its product as uncharacterized. Gene Ontology annotation, molecular function: dynein light intermediate chain binding; minus-end-directed microtubule motor activity; ATP binding. Lineage: Eukaryota; Fungi; Ascomycota; Sordariomycetes; Hypocreales; Nectriaceae. Bases 1 to 13092 code for a protein of 4363 amino acids. Gene Ontology annotation, biological process: microtubule-based movement. The record is from RefSeq and is a predicted model, not a curated record. Gene Ontology annotation, cellular component: dynein complex. The transcript is spliced from 2 exons.